Messenger RNA from Lasiodiplodia theobromae, 1128 nucleotides. RefSeq lists its product as uncharacterized. The record is from RefSeq and is a predicted model, not a curated record. NCBI's taxonomy places the organism in Eukaryota, Fungi, Ascomycota, Dothideomycetes, Botryosphaeriales, Botryosphaeriaceae. The coding region runs from base 1 to 1128 and encodes 375 amino acids. Gene Ontology annotation, biological process: positive regulation of mitochondrial translation. The transcript is spliced from 2 exons.
AUGAAACGUUCCAGGACCUCGGCAACUACCUCUCCAACAACUCUGCGGAAAGUCGCGGUUGAAGCUCAGCGGAAGAGGAUGAGGGCAAAGUCUGAGCUUCCCAACACUGAAGAAGCGAAGAAAAUCUCCGCCUACUGCGCUGCCGAAAGGUACAACAUAUUCGACGUUGCUCGUCUUCUUCGCGCCGAGGGCUAUGAGCCAGAUCCUUUCAACACCGGCUUGUACCCACAAGUUGUUCAUGUCCAAGUCAACAAUGCUCUAGAGAGCAAGGAAACCGGUGAUAUUUUCGUAUUCCCGUCGGGCACUGUCGUGUCUUGGAAUGUUCCCGAGAAGGUAUCUUUUCGGUUGGUCCACCACACACUGGUGGACGCCGCGGAAGGCUCUCACCUGAGGCACGUUGAAACCGAAGACCUAGCAUACGUUGAGGAUUCCACUAGGAGCUCGAGUGAUGUCUCCGGGGAUACCAUCAUUUUAGGAACUGGGACUCCCGAUUUUGAUCCUUCCAGACAGACCAACCUAGCGGAUGGGCAAGAUACCUUCGACUACGAAGUGGACACUGUUUUGGCCAAGAUCGCCUUCUCCUCUGGACUGGCACGCUCGACGAAACUCGCAGUUCUCGAGGGUCUGCUAGACAGAUAUUUCGACUCCACUCGCUCCAUUCCUACGGUCCUCUCCAAAGGCGCGCGGUUACGAUUCAGCCGGAAGUUCAUCCUCAUGAAGACCGGCGAGCUCCUCAAUAUCCGGGCCCAACUCAAUUUGUAUUCCGAGCUCACUGAUGCUUUGCCCGAUAUCUUCUGGGAUAGCAGACAUGAGCUUGGUCUUGAGGACUAUUACACCAAGGUCGGUCGUGCUUUGGAUGUAUCCGUGCGCAUCAAAGCACUGAACGAUAAAUUGACCUACGCGCAAGAGAUUGCCCAGGUCCUCAGUGAUCGGUUGGGUGAGAAGCAUGGCAAUUUCUUGGAGUGGAUCAUCAUCUAUUUGAUCUUUUUCGAGAUUUUGUUGGAGAUUAACAGGCUAUUCAAGGAGUGGGAGGAGGCGUCGGACCCAGAAAGUACUUCUAAUCUACUGAAGUUGUACUUGGAGGAAGAGCUUGCCAAAGACAAAAAGAACGAAGAACAAGCAUCUUAA